AUUUGACAUGUGAUCGCACAUGUGACAUGUGACAGAUCAGCUGAUUAAUGGCUAACGAAAACAUGGUGCAUUUUUCUGUUCAACCCCAGGAAAAUAAUAAAAAUAACAAGAAUAACGAAAUGGAGGUGGACAAUAAUGAAGACGAAACCCUAAAUCCAGAAGAAUACCAAGCAUUGAACAACAAAUUGGAUCAAUUGAAUUCGGUUUUGGAUUCUCUGGAAAGGAAAAACGAUGACAUUCACGCUGAGCUGAAGAGUUUAUUGGAAUCGAAUCGGAAAUUCCGAAAGCAAAUUCAAGAGGCUGGUCAAGAAGAGUAAUUAAGAUUUGUUAUUAAUUUUAUUAGCUAAUUUUUGCGAAAAAAACAAGAAAAAAAUGUAGGAGAAGAAAACUAUUCAAUUUUCGAAUUCAGAAAUAUGAAAAUAGUUUUAAUUUAAGUACAAAACACUACAUUCUUGUAGUUUUUAAAUAAAAUGCCGCAUUUUACUUAUAGAAAAAUAACAGAUUUUCAAAAGUGAUACAA
This is a messenger RNA of Leptopilina heterotoma, 520 nucleotides long. RefSeq names its product bublin coiled-coil protein. The transcript is spliced from 2 exons. Bases 48 to 317 code for a protein of 89 amino acids. NCBI's taxonomy places the organism in Eukaryota, Metazoa, Arthropoda, Insecta, Hymenoptera, Figitidae. The record is from RefSeq and is a predicted model, not a curated record.